This is a messenger RNA of Acaulospora morrowiae, 540 nucleotides long. The record is from the annotation of a GenBank genome assembly. NCBI's taxonomy places the organism in Eukaryota, Fungi, Glomeromycota, Glomeromycetes, Diversisporales, Acaulosporaceae.
AUGACAUAUACUUACCUACGAGAAAGAAACGAGAAGCCAUCAAGAGGGAUAACAAUGAAGGAAGCAAUGGUAAAGGAACAAGAUACCAUCAUGAUGAUGGAGAUGGGCGAAGGAAAAGUUCAGCUAAAUGACGCGAUCACAUACGUACCGCCAAGAAAGAAGCUGCCGAAACCACUUGACGAAAGUUCGAGAGUAAGAAAAGAACAAGAGAAGAGGGAAAAAGGAGUGUUGGAGAAGAUGAAGGCAGAUAAAAGGAAAGGUUAUAUUACAGAUGCACUGCUCGAUAAGUCCAACCUCUUUAUGUUGUCCCGGCAUGCCGCUUUAAAUGCAUCAAUAUCGGAAGACAUCAUCACAUCAAUAGAAGAACCGACAACGACGACGAGUAUAAAGGAAUUCCAACCAGACAACGCGAACAACACAUAUUUACUGCCGAAGCCGCAUGAUGAAGACACAGAUCAGAGGGCAACAAAGAAUAUCGACGAUAGUAAAAGGGCAGAAGAGAAAAAAGGUUGCAUCACAGAUGAGCUAGUUAUCAAACCU